Daldinia caldariorum is the source of this 2243-nucleotide messenger RNA. Its product is annotated as decarboxylating 6-phosphogluconate dehydrogenase. Gene Ontology annotation, cellular component: cytosol. Gene Ontology annotation, molecular function: phosphogluconate dehydrogenase (decarboxylating) activity; NADP binding. Gene Ontology annotation, biological process: pentose-phosphate shunt; pentose-phosphate shunt, oxidative branch. The transcript has 5 exons. The record is from RefSeq and is a predicted model, not a curated record. NCBI's taxonomy places the organism in Eukaryota, Fungi, Ascomycota, Sordariomycetes, Xylariales, Hypoxylaceae. Bases 453 to 1931 code for a protein of 492 amino acids.
GGAUGCAUUGAAGUCAAGGUAUUAGGUACAUACCUGUCCUGUCACCUCCAAGCUUAACCUACCAGGGUAGUUAGCUGAGACAGAUUUUAUAGGCGAGUUCCAUGUAAGAUAGAGGUAGGUAAGUUAGAGAGGAUUAAAGGUGACAUGUACAUAGUACCUAACUGAGGUAUGUAUAGAUGGAAAGAGGUAAAAAGUACACCAAAGAGGUACCCUCCUAUCUUUUUUUUUCUUCCUUAGGCCCCCCCAUUUUCUUUACCCCUCCAUCAUCACAAAUCCACCAUCCACUUUCUUUAACCCACUUUUUCCCUAACCCAACUCCAUCAUAGAAAAGUAACCUUCUUCCCGCGCUCCGUAGUUUACAAUUGAUUCUUCUAUAUUUUCGCUUUCCAUAUUCUUGCUUUAGCAAAUACCCUCGCAUCUUCUACCAUUGAGCUACCAACAUCGCUGCAAUCAUGUCUGGUGCCGUCGCUGAUUUGGGCCUCAUUGGCUUGGCCGUCAUGGGUCAGAACUUGAUUCUGAACAUGGCCGACCACGGCUUCACUGUCUGCGCCUAUAACCGAACCGUCUCCAAGGUAGAUGCGUUCUUAGCAAACGAAGCGAAGGGCAAGCCUAUUGUCGGCGCUCACUCCAACGAGGAGUUCAUUUCCAAGCUAAAGAAACCCCGCCGUGUCAUGCUGCUGGUACAAGCUGGCAAGGCUGUCGACGACUGGAUCGAGACUCUGCUCCCUCUCCUUGAGAAGGGAGAUGUCAUCAUUGAUGGCGGCAACUCUCACUUCCCCGACUCGAACCGACGAACUAAAUACCUCGCUACCAAGGGUAUCCGAUUCGUCGGUUCCGGUGUCUCCGGUGGUGAGGAAGGUGCCCGAUACGGCCCUUCCUUGAUGCCGGGUGGUAACGAGGAGGCCUGGCCCUACAUCAAGGAUAUCUUCCAAAGCAUUGCCGCCAAGAGCGACAACGAGGCAUGCUGUGAGUGGGUUGGUGACGAGGGUGCCGGUCACUACGUCAAGAUGGUGCACAAUGGUAUCGAAUACGGUGACAUGCAACUGAUUUGCGAGGCCUACGAUAUCAUGAAGCGCGGUCUCGGAUUAAACAACAAGGAGAUCGGUGACGUCUUUGCCAAAUGGAACAAGGGCGUACUAGACUCCUUCUUAAUCGAAAUUACCCGUGACAUCAUGUACUUCAACGACGACGACGGUACACCGCUGGUUGAGAAGAUUCUGGACCAGGCUGGUCAGAAGGGUACUGGCAAGUGGACUGCCAUCAACGCCCUCGACCUUGGAAUGCCCGUUACUCUGAUUGCCGAGGCUGUGCUUGCCCGUUGCCUGUCUUCCAUCAAGGCCGAGCGAGUUAAGGCUUCGACCAAGUUACAAUACGUCGGUCGCACAUCUAAGUUCGAGGGUGACAAGGAGCAAUUCCUUGACGACCUCGAGCAGGCUCUAUACGCUUCUAAGAUCAUCUCGUAUGCUCAAGGUUUCAUGUUGAUGCAGGAGGCUGCCAAGGAAUAUAAGUGGAAGCUGAACAAGCCUUCCAUUGCUCUCAUGUGGCGAGGCGGUUGCAUUAUCCGCUCUGUCUUCUUGAAGGACAUUACUGCGGCUUACCGAAACAACCCUGAUCUCGAGAACUUGCUUUUCGACGAUUUCUUCAACAAGGCCAUCCACAAGGCUCAGCCCGGCUGGAGAGAUGUCGUUGCUAAGGCUGCCGUUCUCGGAAUCCCGACCCCCGCCUUCUCUACCGCGCUGUCGUGGUUCGACGGAUACCGCACCAAGGACCUACCCGCCAACCUUCUCCAGGCUCAGCGUGACUACUUCGGAGCGCACACCUUCCAGGUUAAGCCCGAGUACGCCAACGACAAGUACCCGGCAGGCCAAUAUAUCCACGUUAACUGGACUGGUCGGGGAGGUAACGUGUCGGCUUCCACAUACCAGGCAUAAAGCAAUGGUAUUUAUAUGAAGGAAUAUGAGCGCACUUACCGAUGGUAGGUUUGGCGCGUAGGCAGGGUCAUUCUCAAUAGAUGGAAAAAGAAAAAGGAAUGAUUUAAUCCCGAGCAUGCCACGAGAUGAGCUAUGACGUGAUACAGUCAACCGACCAAACUUAGAAGAAUGAAAAUAAGUACCGAAUUAAUGCCAAAUAACACGAUAGUGCCGAAGUGCUUGAAAAAUUGAACAUUUUAAACUACUACCUAACGUUGCCCCUAUAAGUAACUUGUCUCAACUGUCUGAAUAGGAGGUACAAUUGAAAAUGAG